AUGCAGUGCCUAGCGGCUGCCCUUAAGGACGAAACCAACAUGAGUGGGGGAGGGGAGCAGGCCGACAUCCUGCCGGCCAACUACGUGGUCAAGGAUCGUUGGAAAGUGCUGAAAAAGAUCGGGGGUGGGGGCUUUGGUGAGAUCUAUGAGGCCAUGGACCUGCUGACCAGGGAGAACGUGGCCCUCAAGGUGGAGUCAGCCCAGCAGCCCAAGCAGGUCCUCAAGAUGGAGGUGGCCGUGCUCAAAAAGUUGCAAGGGAAGGACCACGUGUGCAGGUUCAUUGGCUGUGGCAGGAAUGAGAAGUUUAACUACGUAGUGAUGCAGCUCCAGGGACGGAACCUGGCCGACCUGCGUCGCAGCCAGCCACGAGGCACCUUCACACUGAGCACCACCUUGCGGCUGGGCAAGCAGAUCCUGGAAUCCAUCGAGGCCAUCCACUCUGUGGGCUUCCUGCACCGUGACAUCAAGCCAUCAAACUUUGCCAUGGGCAGGCUCCCCUCCACCUACAGAAAGUGCUACAUGCUGGACUUCGGGCUGGCCCGGCAGUACACCAACACCACUGGGGACGUUCGGCCCCCUCGGAAUGUGGCCGGGUUUCGAGGGACUGUUCGCUAUGCCUCAGUCAAUGCCCACAAGAACCGGGAGAUGGGCCGCCAUGAUGACCUGUGGUCCCUCUUCUACAUGCUGGUGGAGUUUGCAGUGGGCCAGCUGCCCUGGAGGAAGAUUAAGGACAAGGAGCAGGUAGGGAUGAUCAAGGAGAAAUAUGAGCACCGCAUGCUGCUGAAGCAUAUGCCCUCAGAGUUCCACCUCUUCCUGGACCACAUCGCCAGCCUCGACUACUUCACCAAGCCCGAUUACCAGUUGAUCAUGUCGGUGUUUGAGAACAGCAUGAAGGAACGGGGCAUCGCCGAGAAUGAGGCCUUUGACUGGGAGAAGGCAGGCACAGAUGCCCUCCUGUCCACAAGCACCUCCACCCCGCCCCAGCAGAACACCCGGCAGACGGCCGCCAUGUUUGGGGUGGUCAACGUAACACCAGUGCCCGGGGACCUGCUCCGGGAGAACACCGAGGACGUGCUACAGGGCGAGCACCUGAGUGACCAGGAGAAUGCACCCCCAAUCCUGCCCGGGAGGCCCCCUGAGGGGCUGGGCCCCAGCCCUCACCCUGCCCCUCACCCAGGGGUUCCUGAAGCUGAAGUCUGGGAGGAGACAGAUGUCAACCGGAACAAACUCCGGAUCAACAUCGGCAAAACUCCCUGUGUGGACGAGGAGCAGAGCCGAGGUGUGGGGGUCCCCAGCUCCCCAGUGCGUGCCCCCCCAGACUCCCCAACAACCCCAGUCCGUUCUCUGCGAUACCGGAGGGUCAACAGCCCCGAGUCAGAGAGGCUCUCCACAGCGGAUGGGCGGGUGGAGCUGCAUGAGAGGAGGUCACGGAUGGAUCUGCCUGGCUCACCCUCGCGCCAGGCCUGCUCCUCGCAGCCAGCCCAGAUGCUGUCAGUGGACACAGGCCAUGCCGACCGGCAGGCCAGCGGCCGCAUGGACGUGUCAGCCUCUGUGGAGCAGGAGGCCCUGAGCAACGCCUUCCGUUCGGUGCCGCUGGCUGAGGAGGAGGACUUCGACAGCAAAGAGUGGGUCAUCAUUGACAAGGAGACAGAGCUCAAGGACUUCCCUCCGGGGGCUGAGCCAAGCACAUCGGGUACCACAGAUGAGGAGCCUGAGGAGCUGCGGCCGCUGCCUGAGGAGGGCGAGGAGCGGCGGCGGCUGGGGGCAGAGCCCACCGUCCGGCCCCGGGGACGUGGUAUGCAGACACUAGCCGAGGAGGACCUGCGGCAAAUGCCACCCCAGCCCCCGCCACCCCAGCUGAGCCAGGCUGAUGGCCGUUCGGAGACGUCGCAGCCCCCCACACCAGGGAGCCCUUCCCACUCGCCCCUGCAUUCCGGACCCCGCCCUCGACGGAGAGAGUCGGAUCCCACAGGACCGCAGAGACAGGUGUUCUCUGUGGCGCCCCUGUUUGAGGUGAAUGGCCUCCCACGAGCUGUGCCUCUGAGUCUGCCCUACCAGGACUUCAAGAGAGACCUCUCCGAUUACCGAGAACGGGCACGGCUGCUCACCAGGGUCCGGAGGGUGGGCUUCUCGCACAUGCUGCUCACCACCCCCCAGGUCCCACCUGCUCCUGUUCAGCCUCAAGCUAAUGGGAAGGAGGAAGAAGAGGAGGAAGAAGAGGAAGAUGAGGAAGAGGAAGAAGAAGAGGAGGAGGAAGAAGAGGAGGAAGAGGAGGAAGAAGAAGAGGAGGAGGAAGAAGAGGAAGGAGAAGAGGAGGAGGAGGGAGAGGCAGAGGAGGAGGAGGAGGCAGUGGCCCUGGAGGAGGUGCUGGGGCCUCGCAGUGGCUCUUGCAGUGAGGGGAGCGAGAGGAGCACUGACCGGAGCCAGGAGGGUGCCCCAUCCACACUACUGGCUGACGAUCAGAAGGAGUCCAGGGGCCGGGCCUCCAUGGCCGAAGGGGACCUGGAGCCUGAGGAGGGCUCCAAAACGCUGGUGCUCGUCUCCCCUGGUGACAUGAAGAAGUCGCCCGUUACUGCCGAACUGGCCCCCGACCCUGACCUGGGCACCCUGGCUGCCCUCACUCCUCAGCACGAGCGGCCCCAGCCCACCGGCAGCCAGCUGGAUGUGUCUGAGCCAGGCACCCUGUCCUCCAUUCUCAAGUCUGAGCCCAAGCCCCCUGGGCCCGGGGCAGGGCCAGCGGCCGGAGCAGUGACCACAGGGUCAGGGGGAAUGGCAGUCACCUCCUCACCCUUCACCAAAGUUGAGAGGACCUUUGUGCACAUUGCAGAGAAAACCCACCUCAAUGUCAUGUCUUCUGGUGGACAAAUCUCGCGGCCUGAGGAGUUCAGUGCUAGGGGCGAGUUGGGUCUGGAUGUGCCCUCUGAUGGGGGCACUGCAGUGGAGGGGGCCCCACUGCCCGUGGAGAAUGGUAUAGCCCUGUCAGCACUGGAUGGGGCUGAGAUGGAGAGCUGUGCCCUGUCUGGCCCCCCUGGGGAAUCCCCUUCGGAGGUGGCCAUGGACUCACGGCCCAACGGCUCAGCCCUUGCUGAUGGGCCAGUCCCAGUGUCCUCACUGGAGCCAGGUCCCGAGAAAAUGGCCACCAUCUCCCCCAGCUGCCAUUCCGUGCCAGGCCCUCGCCCCAGGAGCCGUAUCCCUGUCCUGCUGUCUGAGGAGGACACAGGCUCGGAGCCCUCGGGCUCACUGUCUGCCAAAGAGCGGUGGAGCAAGAGGGCCCGGCCACAGCAAGACCUCGCACGGCUGGUGAUGGAAAAGAGGCAGGGCCGCCUGCUGCUGCGGCUGGCCUCAGGAGCCUCAUCCUCCUCCAGUGAGGAGCAGCGCCGGGCCUCUGAGACACUCUCAGGCACAGGCUCCGAGGAGGACACACCCGCCUCUGAGCCCGCAGCUGCCUUGCCCAGAAAGGCCGGGCGGGCAACUGCCACCCGGAGCCGGAUUCCCCGCCCCAUCAGCAUCCGCAUGCCCACGUCUGCCGCAGCCCAGCAGCUCCCCAGCAGAACCCAUGGCUCAGCCCCAGCAUCUGACACAGCCAUCACCAGCAGGCUCCAGCUGCAGAAGCCCACAGAGUCGGCCAUUGUGGCUGACCUCCGCCCCAAACAGCUCCCCGGCCGCUGCCCGGGACCAGGGCGAGCCCAAGCCGGCGCCAGGGCACCCGCCCCCCGCAGUCCGGGCCUGCCCGCCUCCACCGCGCGCAAUCCCAGCGCGUCCCCCCGAAGCCAGUCCCUGUCCCGCAAAGAGAGCCCCUCCCCCUCGCACCAGGCCCGGCCCUGGGUGCCCCCACCCCGGGGUGUCCCGCAAGCCCGGGCCCAGCCUGACGGCACCCCUUCCCCGGGCGGCCCCAAGAAAGGACCCAGAGGGAAACUCCAAACUCAGCGCGCAGCAACCAAAGGCCGGGCGGGGGUCGUGGAGGGCGGGGCUGGGGCCAGAUAA
This is a messenger RNA of Cynocephalus volans (Philippine flying lemur), 3984 nucleotides long. It is a transcript of the gene TTBK1, whose product is annotated as tau tubulin kinase 1. Gene Ontology annotation, biological process: peptidyl-tyrosine phosphorylation; signal transduction; peptidyl-serine phosphorylation. NCBI's taxonomy places the organism in Eukaryota, Metazoa, Chordata, Mammalia, Dermoptera, Cynocephalidae. Gene Ontology annotation, cellular component: cytoplasm; nucleus. The record is from RefSeq and is a predicted model, not a curated record. Bases 1 to 3984 code for a protein of 1327 amino acids. Gene Ontology annotation, molecular function: ATP binding; protein serine/threonine kinase activity. The transcript is spliced from 14 exons.